Messenger RNA from Maudiozyma barnettii, 1332 nucleotides. It is a transcript of the gene CEM1, whose product is annotated as fatty acid synthase CEM1. Lineage: Eukaryota; Fungi; Ascomycota; Saccharomycetes; Saccharomycetales; Saccharomycetaceae. The transcript has a single exon. Gene Ontology annotation, biological process: fatty acid biosynthetic process. Gene Ontology annotation, molecular function: 3-oxoacyl-[acyl-carrier-protein] synthase activity. The coding region runs from base 1 to 1332 and encodes 443 amino acids. The record is from RefSeq and is a predicted model, not a curated record.
AUGUCAAGACGAGUAGUUAUCACAGGAGUCGAUUGCAUUACUCCACUGGGUAACUCUGUCAAGGAAUCAUGGUCAAACCUAUUAAACUCUAAACAAUGUCUUACAGAGAUAUCCCACUUACCUAAUUAUAAAACUUUAUUCGAACCUCACAUUAAACACUUGCCCACUGGGUUAAGAGUCGGUAAAUGUAAACCAUACAAUUGGAAUUCAGUUAAUACUCUGUUUACUAGCCAGGAUCAUAGGCGUAUGUCGUCCAUGAUGAAAACUACUAUUGCGGCAACGUUUCACGCAUUGAACCAAGCUCGAUUAUUGGACACAAACAGGCAAUUUCCGGAGACAAUUAAUCCUCAUAGAGUCUCCACUUCGGUUGGUACUGGAUUACCAGCAAUCCAUGAUAUAUAUGAAGAAUCAAUAUCGAUGGCUUUAAAAAAUAAAAAACCCUCGCCAAUGUUCAUACCGAAAGUAUUGGGAAAUAUGAUUGCUGGUGCUGUCUCGAUCAAAUUCAAUUCGAAGGGUCCAUCUCAAACAAUCUCCACUGCAUGUGCAACUGGUAAUAACUCUAUUAUGGAUGGCUAUCAUAACAUAAAAAAUAAUUAUUCAGAUGUGGCGAUAGUGGGCGCAACAGAGGAUUCGUUACAUCCAUUAACUGUGGCAGGGUUCCACAGACUUAAGAGUCUCUCAACAACUUCAAAUUCAAGACCGUUCGACAAAGGACGUGAUGGUUUUGUCAUCAGUGAAGGGACAGGUGUAAUGAUUCUUGAAGAAUUGGAACAUGCUAAAAAAAGGAUACACAGUGGACAAUCUAAUGUCAAGAUUUUAGCAGAAUUAGUUGGGUGCGGCUUGUCUAGCGAUGCCUACCAUAUCACAUCACCGAUGGAAAACGGCAAAGGUGCACAAUUCUCCAUCGAGAUGGCUUUAAGAAAUGCCAAUGUCACCGUCGAUGAAGUAAACUAUGUUAACGCACAUGCUACAUCUACUCCGGUGGGCGAUCUUGCUGAAUUGAUGGCUAUUUCCAAAACUUUAUCUGAUACAACUACCACACACCAUAGUCCAUUGUAUAUAUCUAGUAACAAAGGCUCUAUGGGCCAUCUUCUCGGAGCAUCAGGGUUAGUAGAGUCUAUCUUUACAGUUUUAUCCUUGCAAACGGGUAUAAUACCUCAUACAUUAAACCUUAAAGAAGAACUGGAACUUCCAUCAGAGUCAAUUUCUUCUAGAAUUAAAUUAGUUAAGGGUAAUCCAAUAAAAGUUGAGAAUAUGAGGUAUGCAAUCUCAAACAGUUUUGGAUUUGGCGGUGUCAAUACAGCGUUGUUAUUUAAAAAGUGGGAACAAUGA